Molecule: messenger RNA, 1002 nt
Organism: Colletotrichum abscissum
Lineage: Eukaryota; Fungi; Ascomycota; Sordariomycetes; Glomerellales; Glomerellaceae
Product: heterokaryon incompatibility protein
Exons: 3
Coding region: 1-1002 (333 amino acids)
Source: RefSeq, a predicted model, not a curated record
AUGGUACCCAACCCCUCUCUCAGGACGGAACUGCUCCGCCACCAAAUCGAAACCAAACCUCACCCCAAAGCUUCAACUGAAAGACUACCCGAACCUCGCCCUCCACCGCCCACGGCGGCAGUACAGAGUAGACCAGUACGCCCAAAACCACGACCGAGGGCGGUGGCAGUAGUGCAGCCCGUGCCGCCGUGGUGGAUUGACGCAGACGGGGAUGUGAUCAUGAUAGACAUACUGAACGUGGAAAUGCGCAGUAGCUGGGUGUUUGACAUGGACGGCGAUGUCAUAAUGGGAGGAUGCGGGGGGAUGGGGUGGGAAGCGCGGCCGCCGCCGCCCGUGCUGGUUCCGGUGCCGGCUGUGGUGGUGCCGGACAAGACGGUGAGGCCGGGGUGUCCACUUCCACCGCGACCCGCUCCGCGGCCGUAUGCAGAGGUUCGGCACAGCCUUGCGAUUCCAUACAAUAACGAACCAGGCGUGCGCCCGCCCUUGCAGGAUCCAGCGAGACACAUACGAUUAUUCACCCUCUGGCCAGGGACACAUGAGAGUGCGAUCCAAGGUGUGUUCAGUGUGGCUGCCCUCGACGACGCGCCUCAUUACCAGUGUAUAUCAUACGUUUGGGGCGAUGCAUCGGAUACCAAGGAAAUCACAGUGGACGGGGAAGACUUCAAAAUUGCGGUAUCUCUAUUCUCGGUCCUACGGCGCAUCAGAUCUGAGCAAGAAUAUCUCACCGUGUGGGCCGACGCGUUAUGCAUCAAUCAAGACGAUCACGAGGAGAAGCGCGUGCAGGUCGACAUGAUGUUCAACAUCUAUAGCAAAUGCAGCAAUUGCUUUCUCUGGUUGGGAGAGGUUGACCUCCUCGGCGGGGAAUUGAGUCUGGACGCUGCUCGCUAUGGCUUAGACUUCAUUGAAUUCUGCGACGAUACAGACUUGGAAAGAGAAGACAAUGGCUUUUCGACGGCUGAAGGGAUCAUGGGCGUGCGUGAAGUCAAGCAAUUACGACAUUAG